Molecule: messenger RNA, 1257 nt
Organism: Coturnix japonica (Japanese quail)
Lineage: Eukaryota; Metazoa; Chordata; Aves; Galliformes; Phasianidae
Gene: RCCD1
Product: RCC1 domain containing 1
Source: RefSeq, a predicted model, not a curated record
AUGGCGGAUCCGCGCCGCUCCUGGUUCUUGUUCGGCCUCAACGCCGAGGAGGCGGCGGGGGCCCCGGGGCCGGGGCGGCAGCGCCUGGGGCUGAAGGGCGCCGUGAUCCGCCGCGUGUGUCCCGCGUGGAGCUGCGCGGUGCUGGACACGGGCUCCGGGCUGCAGCUGCUCAGCGCGGGGCGGCGGCGGCCGCUGCCCGAGGACUGCACGGCGGCGCUGCCGUCGGAGACGCACGUGGUGCUGCUGCGGGGCGCGGCGGUGCAGGCGUGGCCCCUCGCGGCGGCGCUGCGGGACGAGCUGCGGGGGGAGCCCGCGUGGAGCCGGGAGCUGCCGCCGGGAGCGCGCCCCGCGCUGCCGCUGCUGCCGGGCGGGUUCGUGGCCCCGCGGCCGCCGUUCUACACCGCGCUGCCACGGGAGACGCCGCUCCGCGCGUUGGCGCUGGGACACGAGCACGCGGUGGGGCUGGGACAGGCCGGGGAGGUGUACGGCUGGGGAGCCGGCAGGCACGGGCAGCUCGGCCACGGCAGCCUGGAAUCCGAGCAGCAGCCUCGGCUGGUGGAGGCGCUGUGCGGGCUGCCCGUGAGGGAGGUGGCAGCCGGCGGGUGGCACUCGGCCUGUAUCAGCGAUGGGGGAGACCUUUACGUGUGGGGCUGGAACGAGUCGGGACAACUGGGGCUGCCCUCCCGGGCGGUGGCGGAGCAGCAGGGAGAGGAUGAGGACGUGGGUGCAGGGCUCCAAGAUCCGCCGCUGCCCGGGGAGCCGCCGGGCGCUGCCUUCAUCUCCAUCCAGGCCUUCCCAGCCCUGCUGGACCUCCCGAUGGAGCCGGCAGUGGCUGCGGUGAGCUGCGGUUCACGGCACACGGCUGCGGUCACAAGAGGCGGAGAGCUGUACACCUGGGGCUGGGGGAAAUACGGGCAGCUCGGGCACAGGGACCGCGCCAGCUGCGACCAGCCACGGCGUGUGGAGCAGCUCCGGGCUCAGGGGCUGCAGGCGCUGGAGGUGGUUUGUGGGCCCUGGAGCACUUAUGUCUGCGUCCUGCAGCAGGGAGGGGCGCAGGGCUCCCAUCCCCACAGCACAGCUCCAGCCCUGAAAGCUGGGACUGAGCGUGGGAGCUGCCCAGGAGAGCUCAGCCCCCAUCCCUGACCUCAGUGCUGGAGCGGCGCUGCUGCACAUCACAGCUCAGACUGGAGCGGCGCCACGGCUGAAGAUGACGCAGAACGAAUGUAUUUAUUAAAUCUUAUUUGUUUUGUAACAGCA